This is a messenger RNA of Hypoxylon trugodes, 1697 nucleotides long. RefSeq names its product carbohydrate-binding module family 1. The record is from RefSeq and is a predicted model, not a curated record. Gene Ontology annotation, molecular function: cellulose binding; hydrolase activity, hydrolyzing O-glycosyl compounds. Gene Ontology annotation, biological process: cellulose catabolic process. Lineage: Eukaryota; Fungi; Ascomycota; Sordariomycetes; Xylariales; Hypoxylaceae. The transcript has 5 exons. The coding region runs from base 116 to 1543 and encodes 475 amino acids. Gene Ontology annotation, cellular component: extracellular region.
GGAAGGUCUUAAUUAUGAUAAAAAGGGACCCUGAUCGCACCUCGUAAGGUAAGGAACUCUACUCCACCACGCUCACAAACUUCUCUUCUCUUGUCCAAAGCCAAGUGGUACCACCAUGUCCGCAAAGAAGUUUCUCGUUGCUGCUUUGAGCUCCAUAGCUCUAGCGGUCCCAUUCGAUGGUGUAGUUGAAGAUCGUGCAGCUUGCGCUGCCGCUUGGGGACAAUGUGGUGGUCAAAGCUGGACCGGUGCUACCUGCUGCCCUAGCGGAAGCAUUUGUGUCAAGUCGAACGAUUAUUAUCACCAAUGCGUACCAGGCGCUGCGACUACAGCUGUUACUUCGACGAGUACUCGUGUCACAACACCCGUAUCUACCCCAAAGACGAUGACAACUAAGCCUACAACAACUAUUGGCAGCAGCACAACUAAGGUACCCACGACCACUGCUCCGGCCGCUAGCGGGACAGCCGCAUGGUCAGGAAACCCGUUCUCAGGCGUCAAAAUGUGGACCAAUUCAUACUAUGCCUCCGAGGUUUCGGCAUAUGCUGUUCCUAGUCUGGGCGCCGGCGCAGCAGCCGUUGCAAAAGUGCCCAGCUUCAUGUGGCUGGAUACCCGAGACAAGGUUGACUUAAUGGCGCAGACCUUGGCGGAUAUUCGUGCCGCCAAUAAGGCCGGCGCCAACCCACCUAAUGCCGGAAUUUUUGUCGUCUAUGACCUGCCCGACCGUGACUGCGCGGCGGCGGCGUCAAACGGCGAGUACUCGAUCGCUGAUGGCGGUGUUGCAAAGUAUAAGGCGUACAUCGACGCUAUCGCCAACCUCAUCAAGACCUACUCUGAUAUUCGGCUCCUACUUGUUAUCGAACCGGACUCCCUAGCCAACUUGAUCACAAACUUGAAUGUAGCGAAAUGCUCGAACGCGCAGUCGGCUUAUAUGGAAUGCACACAAUAUGCGAUCAAGCAGCUGAACUUACCAAACGUGGCCAUGUAUCUCGAUGCCGGCCAUGCUGGAUGGCUCGGCUGGCCUGCGAACUUACAGCCGGCCGCCAAACUAUACGCACAACUAUACAAGGACACAGGAUCGCCAAAAGCGCUAAGAGGUCUCGCAACAAAUGUGGCUAAUUAUAACGCUUGGCAAAUUAGCACAUGCCCGUCGUAUACUCAGGGCAACAGCAACUGUGAUGAAUCGCGGUAUGUUAACGCUAUGGCGCCUCUCCUGAGCGCUGCUGGUUGGGAUGCACACUUCAUUACCGACACUGGCCGAAGCGGAAAGCAACCCACCGGCCAGCAGGAAUGGGGACAUUGGUGCAACGUGAUCGGCACAGGUUUUGGUACCCGUCCCACGGCUGACACAGGAUCCGACCUUCUCGAUGCGUUCGUUUGGGUUAAGCCUGGUGGUGAGUGUGAUGGUACCAGCGACACGAGCGCUACACGGUAUGAUUACCACUGCGGACUAUCGGAUGCACUAAAACCAGCACCUGAAGCGGGUGCAUGGUUCCAGGCGUACUUUGAGCAGCUGUAUAAGAAUGCUAACCCACCCUUCCAGUGAAAGGUGCGUUAGUAAUGAUGUUCAAUUCUGCUUAAUAGUUGAUGCAUAUAUGAGUUAUAAAAAAAUAAUGGGCAUGAGAUUUUUGAAGAAUUUAUGCCUGUGAAAUUCCCCGAGCAUAUUAACCACUGAGAAUAUAGGCCACACGUUUUCAUUA